Messenger RNA from Cherax quadricarinatus, 2231 nucleotides. Its product is annotated as organic cation transporter 1. Gene Ontology annotation, cellular component: membrane. Gene Ontology annotation, biological process: transmembrane transport. Lineage: Eukaryota; Metazoa; Arthropoda; Malacostraca; Decapoda; Parastacidae. The record is from RefSeq and is a predicted model, not a curated record. Gene Ontology annotation, molecular function: transmembrane transporter activity.
GAGGGGCGCGCUAGGUCGUCUUUGGCUGCUUCACAGCUCUAUAUAAUUUCUCUUAAAAAACAUACACAAAUGUUUUCUGGGAAAAAGGAUAAACUGAUGAUUUUUAAAUUGUAAAUUUUGUGUAGCGAUGUGGAAAUUUGACUGGAAAAGGCUUCUAAGACAGGCUCUGCUACAUGACUGAACAGGAAGCGGCAUUUCUCCGAGUAUUCAGUUCCUGUAAUAUCAUAAAUACUCUUAAAGCUGCACGAUGAAUGAAUGUGAGGCAGGACACAACGAAAGCAAAAUGCUGACGAGCGGUGGAGAUCUGAAUAGUGACAAGAGCCCUGCUUUAAGCUCCUUCGAGCGCGUGAUGGCUGCUGUAGGGACGGAGGGCCGCUACCAGAAGCUCUUGUUGUAUUGCUUCAUGCUGCCACUCUCCUUCUACUCUCCAUUCGGCGCCUCCUCCCUCCUGCUUAUGCUCUCCACGCCCACCCACACCUGUCAUGUUCCGGGUCGUGGUGAGGACUUCACGGCUGAGGAGUGGCACAAUAUGACACUACCUUGGGAGUCUGGGGCAGACGGGACGCUACAGCACAGCAAGUGUUUCAUGUUCAACACCACCUACAGUGUAAAGGGCAACACCAUCAUCGACCAAACCACCACCACCAAGUGUCAGUUUGGGUGGGACUAUGACCGUACUAACUGGCAGGAGACGGCAGUCACACACUUUAACUGGGUGUGUGAGCGAGCUUCGACAGUCACCACCAUUUUCUCCUUGGCUGUGGCUGGCAACGCCGUCGGGACGCUGCUGCUUUCCAUCCUGGCUGACAGAGUGGGUCGUCGGCCAGUGUUCUUCCUGGCAGCCACCAUCAACUUCUUCGGCGUCGUCAACAUGUACAUGCCUACCUGGCAACUCUUCACUGCUGCCCGUUUCCUCACCUGCUUUGCCUUCUUCAGUAUCUACCAGAUGCCAUAUAUCAUUAUGGUGGAGCUGAGUUCCGAGAAGCUUCGUGGACUGACGGCGGCUCUGUCCUUCGUGUUAGGGACGCUGGGCAUGUGUUGCGUCGCGCUUUGCGCCUGGCUCCUCGCUAACUGGCGGACCUUCGGCAUCCUUUGCCACACCCCGUCCAUUCUCUUCUUGCUCUACUGGAGGUUCCUGCCUGAGUCGCCGAGGUGGCUGCUCGCCAUGAACCGUGUGGAGGAAUGUGAGGCCAUCAUGACCCAGGUGGCGUCCACUAAUGGCCGGAAGACUCCGCAAGACCUUCGCCGUCUACUGCAGGAGGCCCAGGCUGCUGAGAAGCCCGCCUCCGUCAGGGACCUCCUCAAACAUAAAAUGCUCAGGAAACACCUCCUCAUCGCUACUCUCAAUAUGGUGAUCUUCUGCGUGGUGUACUCUGGCAUUGUGCUCAACAUCCACAACAUGACGGGCAACGAGUUCGUCAACUUCUUCGUCUUAUCUCUGGUAGAGAUCCCUGGUAACCUGCUGGGCAUGGUGUCGGCACAGUACCUGGGUCGAAGACUAGCUAUCAUCUACAGCCUCUCCCUCAGCGCCAUCUUCAGUGGCCUUUCCUCUACUGCAAUCACUGAUCAGUGGUUGCUGGUGACUUUUUGCGGCUUGGUUAAGCUCUUUGUGACGGAGGCGGUGCUGGUAGUGUACAUGCAGAUCGGGGAGCUCUUCCCAACACCACUUCGUUCCAUAUCUUACGGUGUGACGGCGGUCACCGGCCUCUCAGCUACUGUUCUUGUCCCCACGCUCAUGGCCUUGGGCAAUACGGACAAGAAGCUGCCUUAUUAUAUCCUGAGUAGCCUGUGUGUAUGUGGAGCCAUAGUGAGCACCUUCCUGCCAGAGACUCUGGGCCUGCCUCUGCCUCAGACAGUGCACCAGGCUAACCGUGUGGGCUGUAACCAACCUUACUGUGCCAUUAUCACCCACUGGACCAAACACAAAACAGCUCCUAGAAUGCAGAAUCACAACAAGAUGGAAUCUGCCGUCAACGGCACCUCUUCGUUGUAGCAUGAGAGUAAGAAAACCAGUUAGGUCGAGACACGCCAAGCUGUCCACAACAAUUUUCUCCGGGAGACGAAGACUAAAUAAAAUUCUGAAUCAUGUAUGUUUAAAGUUUAUGAGAGAAUUGUUCUCGACAGAUUAUUGUGGGAAAUUCCUACAUCCACAACUGUUAAUAAUGUCAAAAUUUCACAAAUGAUGUGUAUCUAGAUAGAGAAAAAUCCUAAAUAAAUAUACACGUCAAUAA